This is a messenger RNA of Lactuca sativa (garden lettuce), 2009 nucleotides long. RefSeq names its product MALE GAMETOPHYTE DEFECTIVE 2 (gene MGP2). The record is from RefSeq and is a predicted model, not a curated record. Lineage: Eukaryota; Viridiplantae; Streptophyta; Magnoliopsida; Asterales; Asteraceae. Gene Ontology annotation, molecular function: sialyltransferase activity. Gene Ontology annotation, biological process: pollen tube growth; pollen germination.
UUAUAUUUCUUACAGUGAACCUUAUUCGUCAAGGGUUUGGGAAUUUUUGCUCCAAAAAAAUUAGUGGAUUCUAUUUUGGUGUUAAUCUAGAGAAGAAGAUGAAUCAUUGAAUUGAUCGCAUUCAACAACUUCUGCACUUGGAGAUAGUAGAGCAAAGAAGUGCGAGCGAAUCACAAAUCUGAUGCUACUUCAUUGAUCUUACUCUGUUUGUAUUACUACAUUCCAUCACAACCAAAACCCCCGAUCUCCAUCACCGACAGAGUGACCUAGAUCGACCGAGCUAAGGAAGCCACCACCAUGACGAGGCCACUGAAACCCUCAUCAAGAAGACCUGCAUUUGUUCAUCUCAUCUGCGCUGCAACCGUCUUCUCUCUCAUUGUUUUCGCCAUUCAAUCCUUUUUCUUCACUGGUACUCGUACCAAAACUCUGAACACAGAAGACGUCCAGAUCUUAUCUGGUUUUCAGGCCGACGUUCAGCAAUGUGUGGCAAACAGAGGAUUUGGACUUACUGCACAAAUCAUUGACCACUGCAAGUUGGUUCUUAAGCUUCCUGAAGGGACUAAUAGUACCUGGUUGAACCCACAGUUUAAGACAUAUGAGCCAUUAGAAUACAAAUAUGAUGUUUGUGAGGCAAUUCUCCUGUGGGAACAGUAUCGUAACAUGACCACAGUUUUGACAAGAGAAUAUUUAGAUGCAAGACCAGAUGGAUGGAUGGACUAUGCAGCCAAAAGAAUAGCACAGUUAGGUGCAAAAGAUUGCAGCAAUCGCACGCUUUGUGAGGAACUUCUUAAUCCAAUGUUGCCAGCCAAACCACCAUUUCACCCUAGACAGUUUGAGAAAUGUGCUGUUGUUGGAAACUCGGGUGAUCUUUUGAAGACUGAAUUUGGUGAAGAAAUCGAUAGUCAUGAUGCAGUUAUAAGAGACAAUGAGGCACCUGUGAAUGAGAAAUAUGCAAAACAUGUUGGUCUAAAGAGGGAUUUUCGACUAGGAGUUAGGGGCACUGCACGUAAUAUGGUCACCAUCCUCAAUGGAUCAGAUGAUGAGGUGCUUGUCAUCAAAAGUGUAACUCACAGAGACUUCAACAAAAUGAUUGAUAUGAUUCCAAAUCCAGUUUAUCUGUUUCAAGGUAUUGUUUUACGAAGAGGUGCGAAAGGAACUGGGAUGAAAUCAGUUGAGCUGGCACUUUCUAUGUGUGAUAUUGUUGACAUAUACGGUUUCACUGUCGAUCCUGGCUAUACAGAAUGGACCAGAUACUUCUCUGAGCCAAGAAAAGGUCACAAUCCGUUACAAGGAAGGGCGUAUUACCAACUUCUUGAAUGUCUUGGUGUGAUUAGGAUACAUUCUCCUAUGAGGGCAAAAAGGGAACAAGACUGGUCGGAUGUGCCAAGUCGUGAGAAGAUAGGGAGAGCGCAUGCAGCUGCCACGCGGUUAAAGAGGAGUGAAGAGAGUGAGUAUGGUAAAGCGGGGCAGUUUGGGAACUGUAAAGUGUGGGGGAAUGCGGGUGCGUAUGGGAGUGGGCCCGUAUCAGGGUCUAGAGAUAUGAGCAGCAAAAGGAGGAAUUCGAAUUACAGUAAAUGGGAGGUGAUGCCUUUUAAGAGUUUGAGACAAGAAGCACAGGAACAUUACAUGCAGAUGGAAGGGGUUUCGUUGUAUAAGAUGGAUGGUAACAAAUUGGAUGAUUUAGUGUGUGUGAGGCAUCCUUUAGAAUCUGAAUCUGAAUCUUAGGUGAAGGAAAAACUGUGUUGUAAUUUUUUAAUUUAUAUUGGUUUGUGUUAUACCACUUGUGUGCAUUGCAAAGUCCAAGGGGAAUAGAGUUAUAUCUUAGAUAAUCAACAAGGAUUCUGGUAAUGCUGACGUGGAGGGCUGAAUGUGUGGUCGUCAUUUUCAGGCACAAUGUCUAGAUGUAAACAAAGAUAAGUUGGGAUUGGAUUUUCAAGGGAAGUGUAAUUUGUUGUUUUAUACCAAAUUCUAUUCAUCAAUGUUUUCACAUAGUUUGGUUUGGGUUGUUA